Molecule: messenger RNA, 1029 nt
Organism: Candidula unifasciata
Lineage: Eukaryota; Metazoa; Mollusca; Gastropoda; Stylommatophora; Geomitridae
Source: the annotation of a GenBank genome assembly
GUAUUACGUGGCCCCCAUGCCUAUGAGAUUGCAGACAGCGGGGGCCUUCUGGUGGCUGUGCCGAUGGACACAGAUUACCCUAAAGUGGUCAAAUUCUCCACAGAUGAGGGCAGCUGUUGGCACACGUACAAGUUCACCAGUGAUGAUAUCAAAUUUACUGGACUGCUGACGGAACCUGGUGGAAAGUCAAUGACAUUCGGACUGUGGGGUUACCACAAGGAAACUAAAAAGUGGACAGUCAGCGUCAUCGACUUCAGCAAGGUGGUGACCAGGGAAUGCAAAGAAGAAGAUUACAUGACCUGGGCUCCUCACACAAGCUUGAGCAGGAAACCAGGAUUUGAGGGCUGCCUGCUUGGCACCAAGUACACAUUUAAGAAGGUCAAAUCUGACUCUUGGUGCCACAGCAACAAUUACACAGACAUGGAGGUCUCAACAGAAAUCUGCAAUUGCACAGAGGAGGAUUAUGAGUGCGACUAUGGAUUCCAUCGGCCAGAUAAUUCCAUGAAGUGUGUGCGGCAGCCGGACAUUAGACCCGAUCAGCUUGACCUAUGCAAAGGAGGUCAUUUGGAGAACUUGAAGACUGUUGGGUAUCGUCUGAUCCCUGGCGAUGUGUGCAGGCAGGACACUGGCUUUCAUCCGGUCAGUGAAAUCACAGAACUGGAGGUCAUUUGCAGCGCCGGAGAUCAGCAGGUCAAACACCAUAACUUAAACUCUGGGUCCAGUAAAGUGGUGGUUAUUAUGGUCAUAGCUACCAUCGUGGUGCUGGUGUCGGCCGUGGGUGCUUUCUUUCUCCACAAGAUGAUAGUGCUGAGACGACACCGUGUGGUUUACCGUUACUCCAUGCUGUCUCAAGCAGACGACAGAGACAGUGAGUUCGAGAAUGCACUGACAACCCAUGACACGCUGUAUACUGAAUUAUCAGAUGAUGAGAACAGGACUCCUAAACGUAAUGGUGCCGUCCCUACAAGCAACACUCGAACACAUGUGAGCUCCUACCACGACGAUUCUGAUGAGGACUUGCUUGAGUAA